CUGCCGUACCUACCCCUCCUCGUCGAUUGACUACUGUGCACAUUACUUUUCCCACCCAGUCUUGCACCACCAGGACUCGGCCAAGGUCACUUUAGUGUCUUCAUUCGUUCCCAACUCGCAUUCUUUGACCCUCCUUAGCUGUAGCAAGCCAGCCAGCCCGGCUCCCACAUUCAGUAUGGCGACCGAAGAGAAGGUGACCGACUACACCCUUAACAACCCCGAUACCCUCACCAAGUACAAGACUGCCGCGCAGAUCUCGGAGAAGGUCUUGAAGGAUGUUGUCGCUCUCUGUGUUCCCGGCGCCAAGAUCGUAGACAUCUGCGAGAAGGGAGACCAGCUCAUCGAGGAGGAGGUCGGCAAGGUCUACCGAGGAAAGAAGAUCACCAAGGGAUUUUCCCACCCCACGACCAUCUCGCCGAGCUCCUACGUAACACCCUACACCCCGCUCAAGACGGACGAGGCCGAGGCCGCCACGGAGCUGCAGGCGGGAGAGCCCGUCAAGAUCCAGCUUGGUGCACAGAUUGACGGCUUUGGAUCCAUUCUCUGCGACACCAUCAUCGUUGGCGCCGAGGAUGUCGUUUCUGGUCGCACGGCCGACCUGAUGUUGGCGAACCACUACGCCAACGAACUUCUUCUACGCCUUAUGGUUCCCCCCGGACUUCUGGCCCAAGGAACUGACGAGGAGAAGGCCAAGGCGGCUGCCGUCAAGGCCCCCACGCAGUCCAAGAUCACGUCCCUCUUGGAUAAGGUAGCAAAGUCCUACGAUGUCAGCCUCGUCGAGAGCACCACGUCAUGGCUUUUCGACCGCAACGAGAUCGAGGGCAAGAAGAAGAUCGUCAUCGCCCCCGGCGAGGGCGCCAAGGGCGAGGGUGUCCCCGAGACGGGCGAGGUCUGGGGUGUCGAGAUGGGCAUGAGCCUGGGUAGCGGAAAAGUCAAGCAGCUAGACCAGAGGGCCACGCUGCACCGCCGCACCACCACAACCUUUGGCCUAAAACGCCCGACAUCGCGCAAGAUCCUGUCCGAGGUGCAGAAGAAGUUCGGCACAUUCCCCUUCAGUUUAAGGCAGCUUGAGGACGAGAGGGACGCCAAGUCGGGAGUCGUCGAGUGUGUACGCGGCAACGUCUUCCGCCAGUACGAGCUCGUGGGCGACAAGGAUGGUGCUCAGGUUGCCAGGCUGCUGACGACCCUUGCAAUCACCAAGAACGGCAUCACCAAGCUUGGUGCCCCUCCGACCUUGGACGUGAGCAAGUUCCAGUCAGAGAAGAAGAUUGAGGAUGAGGAGAUCCUGAAGCUCCUGGAGCAGCCAAUUGCUCGGAACACGGGCAACAAGAAGAAGAAGCCCAAGAAGAAGGCGACCAAGAAGACGGCGGCCAAGUCGGAAGAAGAUGAUGAGGGCGAGGAUGAGGAGUGAGCGACGCAGCAGGCACCGCGCCCGUUGCACCCCACUUGUUUACCAUUCAAGGGUCUCCCAACGGGCGCUAUCGAGCAGCCUGGACAGGCAAAGUCUUGACGGCGGAUAAGGAGAGAACGAUGGGGAAAGGCGACACUGACGAGCCACAAAGGGGAACAAUAAGAAAGUAGGAAAGGAAACAAAAAAAAUCCCCAUGGAGAUAAGCAUCGUUUUCCCAGAAGAUUAUUGUUGGUGGGAAACUUGACUCCAUAAUCACGAUCAGAUCUUCACCGACAAUAAAACGCCGCAGUGCAGCGUUAGCCCAAGGGCCGACGCAGAAGACGUGACAGUAUCUCCCCCACUCUCCACCUUGGCGUCCGGC
Messenger RNA from Gaeumannomyces tritici R3-111a-1, 1772 nucleotides. RefSeq names its product curved DNA-binding protein. Bases 176 to 1411 code for a protein of 411 amino acids. The record is from RefSeq and is a predicted model, not a curated record. The transcript is spliced from 3 exons. Lineage: Eukaryota; Fungi; Ascomycota; Sordariomycetes; Magnaporthales; Magnaporthaceae.